Messenger RNA from Octodon degus (degu), 4159 nucleotides. RefSeq names its product amyloid beta precursor protein binding protein 2 (gene Appbp2). The transcript has 13 exons. NCBI's taxonomy places the organism in Eukaryota, Metazoa, Chordata, Mammalia, Rodentia, Octodontidae. Gene Ontology annotation, molecular function: protein binding. The coding region runs from base 286 to 2043 and encodes 585 amino acids. Gene Ontology annotation, biological process: intracellular protein transport. The record is from RefSeq and is a predicted model, not a curated record.
CUGCAGAGCUUGGUGCUGGGACGGAACCUGGGUUCCUCUCUAACCCGGAAUGUGAGGCUUCGGCUCGGUUGUCCGCUACUCGCUGUCCUCCUCUAGAGCCAGGUUUGCAUCCGCUGUCCCCGGUGUAGUCCCUGAAAAGCCAGGGCAGCCGUGCCCUCUGCCGUGGACCCGCGUGGCUGCCGCUGCCCCUCCGAAUCCUCCGGGGCCGCAGAGGAGUUCGCUACGGAGGGAGGUGGGGGCCUUCGGGAGGCGGCGGAGGAGGAGGCGGAGGAGGAGGGAAGGAAGAUGGCGGCCGUGGAGCUAGAGUGGAUCCCAGAGACUCUCUACAACACCGCCAUCUCCGCUGUCGUGGACAAUUACAUCCGCUCCCGCCGAGACAUCCGCUCCUUGCCCGAGAACAUCCAGUUCGAUGUUUACUACAAGCUUUACCAGCAGGGACGAUUAUGUCAAUUGGGUAGUGAAUUUUGUGAAUUGGAAGUCUUUGCUAAAGUAUUGAGAGCUUUGGAUAAAAGACAUUUGCUUCAUCAUUGUUUUCAGGCUUUGAUGGAUCAUGGUGUUAAAGUUGCUUCAGUCCUGGCCUACUCGUUCAGUAGACGGUGCUCUUAUAUAGCAGAAUCAGAUGCAGCCGUAAAGGAAAAAGCAAUUCAGGUUGGCUUUGUUCUAGGUGGCUUCCUUUCAGAUGCAGGCUGGUACAGUGAUGCUGAGAAAGUUUUUCUGUCCUGCCUUCAGUUGUGUACUCUCCAUGAUGAGAUGCUUCAUUGGUUUCGUGCAGUGGAGUGCUGUGUGAGGUUACUUCAUGUACGAAAUGGAAACUGCAAAUAUCACUUGGGUGAAGAAACAUUUAAGUUAGCACAGACAUAUAUGGAUAAACUGUCAAAGCAUGGCCAACAGGCAAACAAAGCUGCACUCUAUGGGGAACUGUGUGCCCUCCUGUUUGCAAAAAGUCACUAUGAUGAGGCAUACAAAUGGUGCAUUGAGGCAAUGAAAGAAAUAACAGCAGGCUUACCAGUUAAAGUUGUGGUGGAUGUUCUAAGGCAAGCUUCUAAGGCAUGUGUGGUAAAACGUGAAUUUAAGAAGGCAGAACAGUUAAUUAAACAUGCAGUGUAUUUGGCACGGGAUCAUUUUGGACCCAAACACCCAAAAUAUUCUGAUACAUUGCUAGAUUAUGGGUUUUACUUACUCAAUGUAGAUAAUAUCUGUCAAUCUGUUGCAAUUUAUCAGGCAGCCCUUGACAUUCGACAGUCAGUGUUUGGUGGCAAAAAUAUCCAUGUAGCAACAGCUCAUGAAGACUUGGCUUACUCUUCUUAUGUCCACCAGUACAGCUCUGGGAAGUUUGACAAUGCAUUAUUUCACGCUGAGAGAGCUAUUGGUAUCAUCACCCACAUCCUACCUGAAGAUCAUCUUCUUUUGGCUUCUUCAAAGAGGGUGAAAGCACUUAUUUUAGAAGAGAUUGCAAUUGACUGUCAUAACAAGGAAACUGAACAGAGGCUGCUCCAAGAAGCUCAUGAUUUGCACCUGUCUUCACUCCAGCUAGCUAAGAAAGCUUUUGGGGAAUUUAAUGUACAGACUGCAAAACACUAUGGUAACCUUGGAAGACUUUAUCAGUCAAUGAGAAAAUUCAAGGAAGCUGAAGAAAUGCACAUCAAAGCAAUUCAAAUUAAAGAGCAACUUCUUGGUCAAGAAGAUUAUGAAGUAGCCCUUUCAGUGGGACAUCUGGCUUCUUUGUAUAAUUAUGACAUGAAUCAGUAUGAAAAUGCUGAGAAACUGUAUUUGCGAUCCAUAGCAAUUGGGAAGAAACUUUUUGGUGAAGGCUACAGUGGACUAGAAUAUGAUUACCGAGGCCUCAUUAAACUUUACAACUCCAUUGGAAAUUAUGAGAAAGUGUUUGAAUAUCACAAUGUUCUGUCUAACUGGAACCGGUUGCGGGAUCGGCAGUAUUCAGUGACCGACGCUCUCGAGGACGUCAACACCAGCCCCCAGUCCACUGAAGAAGUGGUGCAGUCCUUCCUAAUAUCUCAGAGUGUCGAGGGACCAAGCUGCUGAGGGAUGACCUCAGUUAACCAAUUACCUUUUCCCAGAUUCCAGGGAAUUCAUACUGUGAAAUCAAAACCAUGUUGUUUUUGAGGGCUGGAAUUUGCUUUGAAACACUGGUCCAGUCCAUUGAAGACCCCAUUUGGGGUGUUGCCUAUCUUGCAGAGUGUCUGUAGAAUAAGCAUAUAUUCAGUUAUAUUCAGCAUGUACCGCAUGUAUAAGUAGUCUGGCCCACAUUUUCAACCUAGUAGAACAAACAACAGGAGAAUCUUUUUUUUUUUUUUUUCUAUUUUCCUUUUCUUUUUAAAAAAAAAUAAUUCAUUUUGCAGUAAGCCUGAAAGAAAAAAAAGAACCCCUAAAUAAAACUAUUUAAGAGUUUAAAAGAGUUGCAUUCUUAUUAUGUAAGGAUGAUUUUAACAACUUUUUAACAUAUAAUUCUUCCAUGUGGAGGUAUUCAAUACUGUAUUGUAAAGAAAUUUUAUGGGGAAAAUCUUUAUAUGCAGUAUAGAAAAGUUAACACAAGUACUAAUAAAAGAGGGGCAUCCUAACUUGUGUUUGACCACCUUACCCAGAGAAGUGGAUAUAACCACUCCAGAGCUAUAUUACGAGGGAAGGGCUGUCAGAAUCAUCUGAACUGGACCAGUGUUGAUCUGUAAGUCAUAGAAUAUCUGUUUCUGUUUUUGGUACAACAGUCAAGAUGCUGUAAUAGCGUUUGCUAACAGGACCAGGGAAAACUCUCCAAAGGACCAGCCUAAUGUAGAAGGUGGUUGUUUGGACCAGAGGCUUUAGAUGGUUGUUUUAGCCCCUUCAAAAACUUUAAUCAGUAGAGUGACUUCAUUUAGAUGUAUGAAGAAGAGUGAUAAGCAAAGAAUUUUAUUCAGACAGUACCAACCUAGGGAAGUGUGGCAGUUUCAGUGGUGAAUCUUUAGUCAGGGUGCACAGGCAGCGAUGCCAUAAGCAAGUGUAAAUUUAUCUGCUGCAGCCACCGCCCUCAUUUUCAGUGUCACUGUAAUACUAAAUGCCACUAAUAGGUGUAUCAGCUAGGGUUAUGAAAUAGCUCGUGUCCAGAUGGGGAUUUCAGAUCACUACAUGGUUUUUGGGAUUAUGGAAAAUGGGGGCCCAAAAAUAAAAUCGUCUUAAAAAGUUCUUCAUUUUUAUAAUUAAUAAUAGUAAAACUGUGUCAUUAUAUUUGAAGUUCAGGGAUCAGAUGGAAAGAUGCCCUAAUGACAUGUCUGUCUCACUAGUUGGUUUAUUUAGUUUUGAUUUUCUUCUUUUUUUAAGCCAGUGGGUUAUUUAAUGUUGAGGUAAUGUUCCAGUUGGGGAAGUUGUGACACAAAACAAACCAAGAAACAAAAAGGUCUUUUGCUGUUACCUCAAUUCUUAUGAUAGUGGCCCAUCUGGUGCCUCUAGAGUUAAGAAUCUGAGUUUCUCCCCUAUUUUCAGGGGUUCGUGAUUGGCUGUUAGAUCCUGCUCCUGGCUGACGCUUGGAGUAGUCGGUGGGUGAGUGGAUGUGUGUCGAAUUUUGAUUUUCUUUUAACAUGAACAUGGGGUGAAAGGGGGGAAGGAACUCUAAUCUCUUUCUUACAAGGUACAGAAGAAUUAAUGGGAGAUUUCAAAUUUUAAAUACGUUUUGAACCUUGCAUCUUUAACCCUGUUGGGAAUUGCUGUUUGCAGUCAUGUGAGGCGCUAGUGCUGUUAGGUCCCCAGGAGGUGAUUUGCUGGGGGCUGUACCAAAAGAAAUGAAGCUGGCCCACACCCCAGGACAAUGACUUGUGAUUUUGAAACCUGGGUGUGUUCCUCAGAUUGAAUUAUUUUUUGUUGUUGUUGGCAAAUUCAGGAAAGAAUAAAUUGACACACCUGCAGUUUAUGAAGCUUGUCCCACUCCCAGUUAAUUGCAGCCUAAUGCCAAGCGUCACCCUUUAUUACUUACCAAAUAGUAAUCUGUGUGACUGGGGACUAACACUUGUAAAUUACUCAGCUCUGUCCUCAUGGGUCUAUAUAUUUAAUACCUCCAAAGAUAUUUUCAGGAUAGGCUUUGUAUGCUUUUUGGUUAUUUAGAGUCCUGUGAUAUGUUUGUGGUAUAGGAAUGUCAUGGUAAAUUGUUUUUUAAUAAAUAUUUUGAAACUUA